Messenger RNA from Penicillium lagena, 351 nucleotides. RefSeq lists its product as uncharacterized. Lineage: Eukaryota; Fungi; Ascomycota; Eurotiomycetes; Eurotiales; Aspergillaceae. The coding region runs from base 1 to 351 and encodes 116 amino acids. The record is from RefSeq and is a predicted model, not a curated record. The transcript has 2 exons.
AUGACCAGAAGUCAGACAGCAAAUAUGGCGAUUCCUCCCGAAUGCGACGAUAAGCUUAGGCUUUUCAUUCAGUCAUGUGCUGAACUCGAUCUUUUGGCUCGACCUGAGGGCCUUGAGAACGAAGAUCUACAAGACGGGCUAUUAGACCCGUCCACUCUCUUACGAUUUUUAACGGCGCGCCAAUACGAUACGGCCGCUGCCCUCAAGCAAUUCCAAGAAGCAUCACAGUUCCGCCGGGAGAAGCACAUCGUCAGGCUUCAUGACAUGGUUGAAGUUACUGAUUUUGAACAAGCUCGACAAUUCGUAGGUUUUCAUUUUCUCUUUCCAGAUCAAAGUAUUAUUCUAACUUGA